This is a messenger RNA of Andrographis paniculata, 3794 nucleotides long. Its product is annotated as homeobox-leucine zipper protein ANTHOCYANINLESS 2. Gene Ontology annotation, biological process: regulation of DNA-templated transcription. Gene Ontology annotation, molecular function: DNA binding; lipid binding; DNA-binding transcription factor activity, RNA polymerase II-specific. The transcript has 9 exons. NCBI's taxonomy places the organism in Eukaryota, Viridiplantae, Streptophyta, Magnoliopsida, Lamiales, Acanthaceae. Bases 840 to 3341 code for a protein of 833 amino acids. The record is from RefSeq and is a predicted model, not a curated record.
CCACAUAGUAUUGCGCUAUUAUCUUCCACUUUUGCCUUUUUUUCUAUCGGCCUUGUUUUCUUCCUCUUUCUCUCUCUCUCUCUUUCUCUUUCUUUCUGAGCUGAAAAAUCCAAAACUCUUGAGCCAUUUCAACCUUCUCUCUCAGUGUUUUGUUUUUUCGCUUUUGUUAGAUAUGAAAAGUGGCUUUACAGGAACCAGGCAUGCAGCAGAUAUUGGGAACUAGGGUUUCUUGAAGCCUUCCCUUGCCUUCUCUUCUCCUUCCUUUGCUAUUUAUUUCCUUGAAUCUCCUGCAGCUUUUCUUCAAGAUUCAAUCUUUACAGAUUUUGGUGUAGGGGAGGAGAGAGAGGGAUAGAGAAGGAAGAGCUAAGCACCAAAUUUAAUUUAUUAUUAUUUUUGAAGAGGAGUCUGUCUUUGCUUGCCUUCUUUCUCUUUCUUUCUCUCGCUGUAUAUUGAACUCUUGAGAAACCCAAAAAACAAAUUUCUCUGGAGAGGUAGUGCUGAGACAUUUGGACUUCGGCCUUUUGUCUCCUCUCCCUCUUCUCUUCUUCUUCUUCUUCUUCUUCUUCUUGUUUUGUUUGCGUUUUUGGUUACCCAUUUUCGGUUCUUCUGGUGCGAAAACGAAAACAUUCUACUUUUAACGUUUGAAGCAACCAGAUUUUUGGUGUCUGAUAUAUAUACGUGUGUCUUGAUUGUAUCCAUGAUCGAUCUAGUCGAUUUCUUGGUGGAUGAGUGUUGAUUACCGAGUCUUGUGUUGAUGCGACGUCUGCUGGUUUCUUAUCGAGUAAGAAAGUAAAGGGGGGGAAAGAAAUAGAGCAUCUGAAUUAGGGCAUUAUUAUUUCAUGAAUUUUGGGGAUUUUCUUGACACCAAUUCUUGUGGUGGCGGUGCAAGAAUUGUUGCCGACAUAGCUUUCAGCAGUAACAUCAUCAGCAACGCUCCACCGGCCGGCAGCAACAUUAUCAGCAGCAGCAGCAGCACCGCCGCCAUGCCCGCCGGCGCCAUCGCCCAUCCCCGCCUCGUCCCUCAGUCCCAAGCCACCAAGCCCAUGUUCAACUCUCCUGGCCUCUCUCUAGCCCUCCAAAGUAACAUGGAGGGGGGUCAAGGGGAGAUGGGAGGGAGAAUGGCGGAGAACUACGAGUUGAGUAAUAUUGGGGGAAGGAGAAGCAGGGACGAAGAACACGAGAGCAGAUCUGGUAGUGAUAACAUGGAGGGUGCUUCUGGAGAUGAUCAAGAUGCUGCCGACAAGCCUCCCAGGAAGAAAAGAUACCACCGACACACUCCUCAGCAAAUCCAAGAACUUGAGGCUCUCUUCAAGGAGUGCCCUCAUCCCGAUGAAAAGCAACGCUUGGAGCUCAGCAGAAGGCUUUGCUUGGAGACCAGACAAGUCAAGUUUUGGUUUCAGAAUAGAAGAACUCAGAUGAAGACACAACUGGAACGCCACGAGAACUCUAUACUCCGGCAAGAAAACGACAAACUCCGAGCGGAGAACAUGUCCAUAAGGGAGGCAAUGAGGAACCCAAUCUGCACCAACUGCGGCGGUCCUGCAUUAAUCGGCGAAAUAUCCCUCGAAGAGCAGCACCUCAGAAUCGAAAACGCCAGGCUCAAAGACGAGCUCGAUCGCGUCUGCACCCUCGCCGGAAAGUUCUUAGGGCGCCCCAUAUCCACCCUGGCCGCUGCUGCCGCCUCCAUGGGUCCUCCACUGCCGAAUUCAAGCUUGGAGCUUGGAGUUGGGAGCAAUGGCUUCCGCGGCCAGAUGGAUGCCCCUUUAGUGCCUGCUGAUUUCGGGAUGGGGAUUUCAAGCCCUUUGCCGGUGGUGCCGCCGGCUAAAGCGGCGGCGAUGGGCAUGAACCCGAUGGAGAGGUCGUUCGAGAGGUCUAUGUACCUGGAGCUGGCCUUGUCCGCCAUGGAUGAAUUGGUUAAAUUAGCACAGAGUGAUGAACCCCUUUGGAUCAGAGCCAUGGAAGGUGGGAGAGAAGUGCUCAACAAUGAGGAGUAUCUCAGGACAUUCACUCCUUGCAUCGGCAUGAAGCCGAAUGGAUUCGUCUCCGAGGCCUCGAGGGAGACGGGCAUGGUGAUCAUCAACAGCUUGGCCCUAGUCGAAACUCUCAUGGAUUCGAACAAAUGGGCAGAAAUGUUCCCGUGUAUCAUUGCAAGAACCUCAACUACAGAUGUGAUCUCCGGCGGCAUGGGAGGAACCAGGAAUGGUGCACUUCAGCUGAUGAAUGCAGCCCUCCAAGUUCUAUCGCCAUUAGUGCCGGUUCGAGAGGUGAACUUCCUCCGGUUCUGCAAGCAGCACGCAGAAGGCGUGUGGGCGGUGGUGGACGUGUCGAUCGAAGCCGUAAGGGAAUCUCCGAGCUGCCGACGCCUGCCAUCAGGGUGUGUGGUGCAGGAUAUGCCCAACGGCUAUUCCAAGGUUACAUGGGUGGAACACAUUGAAUAUGACGAAAGUACAGUUCACCAGAUGUACCGGCCGUUGAUCAGCUCCGGCAUGGGCUUCGGCGCCCAACGCUGGAUCGCCACCCUCCAGCGCCAAUGCGAGUGUCUCGCCAUUCUCAUGUCCUCCACCAUCCCCGCCAGGGAUCACGCCGCAGCGAUUACCGCCGGCGGGCGGCGGAGCAUGUUGAAAUUAGCGCAGCGAAUGACCAACAAUUUCUGCGCCGGCGUCUGCGCCUCGUCGGUUCACAAAUGGAACAAGCUCCGCAUGGACAAUGUCGACGAGGACGUCCAGGUCAUGACGCGGAAGAGCGUCGAUGACCCCGGCGAGCCGCCGGGCAUCGUCCUUAGCGCCGCCACAUCGGUGUGGCUGCCGGUGACUCCUCAGAGGCUGUUCGACUUCCUCCGCGACGAGCGGCUGCGGAGCGAGUGGGACAUCCUCUCCAACGGCGGUCCGAUGCAGGAAAUGGCGCACAUCGCCAAAGGCCAAGACCACGGAAACUGCGUCUCCCUCCUCCGCGCCAGCGCGGUGAAUUCCAACCAGAGCAGCAUGCUGAUACUUCAGGAAACCUGCAUAGACGCGGCGGGGGCGCUUGUGGUGUACGCGCCCGUUGACAUACCCGCAAUGCACGUGGUGAUGAACGGUGGAGAUUCGGCCUACGUGGCCCUCCUUCCCUCGGGAUUUUCCAUCGUCCCUGAUGGGCCCGGAUCUCGCGGGCCAUCCUCGAAUGGGCCCAACAGCAACGGUGGGCCGGGGCGUGUGAGUGGGUCCCUGCUGACGGUGGCCUUCCAGAUCCUGGUGAACAGCCUACCGACGGCGAAGCUGACGGUGGAAUCCGUCGAGACCGUCAACAAUCUCAUCUCCUGCACCGUCCAGAAAAUCAAGGCAGCUCUCCAUUGCGAGAGCUAGCUAGCUAGCUCGCUGCAGCGGAUCGUAAUUAAUUUUUUGUAUUCGAUGUGUGAUACAUACAUAUAUAUAUAUUGAUAUAGAGUGAUGGAGGGAGAGUCAGUCAGAAUUAGGGUUUGGGAUUUGGGGAUUUGGGGGUGUGUUUGAUGAUGUAAUGUUGAAGAUGGAUUAAUUGGUGGUUCUGCUUGAGGAGUAUGGGUUGGUAACUUGGAGGGGGUGAGUCAAGAACGAACCACCAGCAACCCUAGCCGGCCGGCGGUGGCGGUGGCGGUGGCUGGCUAGGGUGGUGGUUCGGGUAUUGACUCAAGGGCGCCCUUCAGUUGACUCAAGUAGAUCCAUGAAAAGGUAACCAAAGUCAGUCUCACUCACUCACUCACUCUUUCUGUCUGUGUGGAUUACUACUAUUAUUAUUAUUACUAUUAUGAAUAUGAAUCAUCAUCACCAUCUUCUUCAGCA